Hypomesus transpacificus is the source of this 1078-nucleotide messenger RNA. RefSeq lists its product as uncharacterized. Bases 128 to 769 code for a protein of 213 amino acids. The record is from RefSeq and is a predicted model, not a curated record. The transcript has 6 exons. Lineage: Eukaryota; Metazoa; Chordata; Actinopteri; Osmeriformes; Osmeridae.
UUGCUGUGCAGUAUCUCAUUGUGUGGACUGGGAUACCACAGUGAUUCAAAUUAGUUGGGUGCCUGUACAAGAACCAACUGAACAUGAAUAUAACAAAUAUUAUGGAGUUCAACUUCAGUGUAAACUCAUGUCAUAUGACAUCAGAUUUUCACUGUGUCUGAGAGAAUGUAGACUAAGGAGAAGAUGGCUGUUUGUUGAUAAUGUCAAAUUGAACCAAUAUUUUUGUCUCCAAACAACCAUCCCAGUGGUUUUUGCAGUGAACCAUCACACAGUGUGGCUUACAUUUGGACAAAGCAUUCGUCUUACCGUUAACCCCAAUCAUAAAACUCCUAUUCUACCAUCCCUGUCCAUCCUUACUCCUCUGAGUGGUAAUGCUGAAGAGGUAUGCCUCGCCACUGGCUUCUUCCCCAAGGAUGGAAUAAUGCAGUUAACCCUGCAGGAUAACACAAACGUCUCAUUAAAUACGGAAAAGGCUGUCAUGUCUUUCUCCGCCAAAUCUUACUACUUUGCCGGAUUUUCCAACAAAAGAAUACAGUCGUGUAGCAUGAAUGGCAUCCCUGGCAUCACUGUUGGAAAAACGCAUGUUGAACCAGCAGUUGAAACUCUUGCAUCUAUCUGUACUGUUGAAACAAUUGCUGAUGAAAUUGAAUACGCAGAUUUUAUAACGAAGAUCAACUUCUCCUCUAUGCUUGUUAAUGGAUUAAGAGUGGUGUUUGCCAAAGCGGUCGCAUUCAAUGUGUUACUAACUGUCAAGGUUCUAGUUUUCUAGUGCACAUUUGCAACCACAAGAACAGUCAAACCAAACAAAACUGAUAAGAUCUUGACACGUUGGCUUCCAAGAAAUGGCAAGAUCAGUUGCUUUGUGUGUUGGGUGAGGUAACAAGGAUACCAACAGAUAGUAAACAAAUGUUACCUUUCUAUGUCAGUGUUACUGUUGCCUAUAAUUAUUUCCCUGUUUUGUUGCUACUUGCUUACAAUGCUACAUUUCAAGUAAAACUUAUUCGUUAAUAUAUCUCAUGUUGUAUUAGUACAUUUAUUGACUGUAAGCAUUUAAUUAUCAUAAAAUCAUAUUAGCAAA